UUUAAAAAAAAAAAAAAUCUGUGACUGUAUCGCCCAUCGUUGAGUAUCUAUCUAAGAUACCCCAGGUCAACCAUGUCAAGCCGUGCAACGCAUCAUCUCCGGGGCUGCUACCCUCACGCCCUUCGAACCACAGCAGCUCUACGCGCGUCAAUCUUAUUACCUAGUCGAUGCGCGCUUCAAUCAACUGUCAGGCCAGUUGUAUUCAGUCAGAAAAAGAAUUGGCCAUCUCCGUGGCUACACCAAUUCAGCGUAUCUGCCCUCCAUGCGGCUGAAACCAAGAUCAUCUGCGUCCCUCCAAUGGCCGAAUCCAUCUCCGAGGGUGUCCUGUCGACCUUCAACGGACAGGUCGGCGACUACGUUGAACAGGAUGAAGAGGUCGCCUCGAUCGAAACGGACAAUAUAGAUGUCGCCAUAAAUGCACCACAUAGCGGAACGAUCACAAGGUUACUUGUCAGCGAGGGCCACGCCGUGCCAGUGGGACAGGCUGUUAUUGAGAUUAGCCUCAAAGAGCGCGAUACAACACUACCUUUAUCACCACCACCACCACCACCACAAGCGGAACAAACUCCUGAAUCUCCUCAGGAAGUCACUCAGAAGCAACAGACACCUAUUAGGGAAACAACACCCUCCCAAGAGCCAACAAAAGAAACAACCUCGACACCUACCCCAAUGACUACUCCACAACCCGUACCAAACAGCCAAGGUCCAGUAUCAGCCUUUCAGGGGAGUCGAUCAGAGACGAAAGUCAAAAUGUCUCGUAUGCGCCUGCGCACGGCAGAGCGUCUAAAAGAUUCGCAGAACACAGUCGCGUUCCUCACGACGUUCAACGAAGUAGACAUGAGCAAGGUUAUGGCAUUCCGCUCGCAGAACAAGGAUGACGUGCUUCAGAACCACGGCGUCAAGCUGGGUUUCAUGGGCCCGGUGGCGCGGGCCUCCGCGCUGGCUCUUCGGGAGAUUCCGGCUAUCAAUGCGUCCAUUGAGAACGACGACACGAUUGUCUUCCGCGACUAUAUCGACCUUAGCGUUGCCGUUGCGACACCCAAAGGCUUGGUGACUCCAGUGCUACGUAAUAUGGAAAACCGGACCAUCGUGGAAAUCGAACAGGGCAUCGCCGAACUGGGGGAAAAGGCUCGCAAUGGCAAAUUGACUAUGGAUGAUCUAACCGGUGGGUCCUUUACGAUCAGUAAUAGUGGAAUCUGGGGUUCGUUGUUUGGCACUCCCAUUAUCAAUAUACCACAGACUGCUGUGCUUGGGAUUUACGGCAUUCAGCAGAGACCUGUCGCUAUCGAUGGACGGGUAGAGAUCCGCCCAAUGAUGUAUUCUGCGUUGACCUACGAUCAUCGGCUAGUCGACGGCCGUGAAGCAGUAACGUUCUUGACACUGGUCAAAAAGUAUAUUGAGGACCCAGUCAGCAUGCUUGUCGCGUAAAUUGCAUGAUCUAUAUGUAUAUUUUUUAUCUUUCAAGAACAUCAAUGUUAGGUGAUGUUUCACUGUAACAAAUUAGGAAUAUCAUCGCUAUGCGGAUGGAAC
Messenger RNA from Aspergillus caelatus, 1530 nucleotides. RefSeq lists its product as uncharacterized. Gene Ontology annotation, biological process: tricarboxylic acid cycle. Gene Ontology annotation, cellular component: oxoglutarate dehydrogenase complex. The record is from RefSeq and is a predicted model, not a curated record. Gene Ontology annotation, molecular function: dihydrolipoyllysine-residue succinyltransferase activity. The transcript is spliced from 4 exons. Lineage: Eukaryota; Fungi; Ascomycota; Eurotiomycetes; Eurotiales; Aspergillaceae. The coding region runs from base 73 to 1428 and encodes 451 amino acids.